This is a messenger RNA of Bufo bufo (common toad), 8184 nucleotides long. RefSeq names its product replication timing regulatory factor 1 (gene RIF1). Gene Ontology annotation, cellular component: nucleus. Lineage: Eukaryota; Metazoa; Chordata; Amphibia; Anura; Bufonidae. Gene Ontology annotation, biological process: telomere maintenance. The record is from RefSeq and is a predicted model, not a curated record. The transcript has 37 exons. Bases 403 to 7194 code for a protein of 2263 amino acids.
UCGAUGUGCUCGGCUCUCCAUUCAGCAGAUUCUCUGCACGCUCUCCUCUCCUGUCUGUCUUCCCAUCGAUUCGCUCGACCUAUCGAUUAUCUGUUUAUGUCAAUGCCCAUCGACCAGUUCGUCGCUCCACUACCCCGCCUCCUGCUUUCUGUCCAAUCUGGCGCCAUUUUAGUCGGCGGGAGCUGAAGGGGGAGGCGUCAGCAGAGCGCGGGUAAAUCAGGAGGGGACGGCAGCAGCGGCUGAGGACGGCGGUGCUCGUGGGCCCCGACAGGAGAGUGUGUUGCCUCCCCGGUCUUGUUGAUGGGUUCUCUCAGCCGAAGCCUUGCCAAUUAGCCGACUGUUGGAGGAGCUGCCCUCUAGGUGGACAACCUUCUCAUAGGAGCUCUCCAGAUUUAAAAAAAAAUGGCUGCUGUUUUAGAUGAUUCACAAUUGGUGCCUUUACUGGAGACUUUAGAGGACUCCUCUACCUCACACACAGAAAAGACUGAUGCCUACCUCUCCACUGCCAACCGCCUUAGUGGAGAGGAUGGCAAAGAGUUCACAGCUCUGGUUGCAAAAAACUUCUCACGUCUUUUCAACGUUUUUAAGACACACAUCAGUCACCAGCAUUCUGAUCUCAGUAAUGCCGCACUUCAGACACUGGGAUUUUGUGUUUUUAACAGUACGAUAGCAUCUGGCAUAUCAGCAUCUGAGGUGCAAGAAUUGCUGUCUACCCUUAACAGUAUUGCUGUAAAAUCAGCCGAUAAAAACUCAUGCACAAGAGCACUUUGGGUGAUUUCAAAACAAAACUUCUCCCCUGAAGAAGUUGGGAAAGUGGUACCCUCUAUACUUUCUACAUUAGAAAAUGUACUUAAGGAUGUGCAGUCACUUGUCAUUGCAUAUGAAGCACUGAAUGUCAUUAUAAGGCUUUUGGAACAGGCCCCUGCACAGAUGACGACAGAGGCUGUUAGAUGGGCCAAGUUAAUCCUUCCAUUAGUCAUUCACUCUGCACCAAAGGUUCGGAUAAGAGCAGCGACAGGCCUAGAAAUUGGAGUACCAUUGUUGCUUCAGAAACAGCCGGAGGUGGCAGCUCUUACAGAACAACUCAUGACAUCUAAAAUUAUUUCUGAGCUCCACAAACUCUUCACAAGUAAGAAUGAGACGUACGUGCUGAAGCUGUGGCCCUUGUUUGUGAAGCUCUUGGGGAAGACACUGCAUCGCAGCGGCAGCUUUAUUAACUCUUUGCUGCAGUUGGAAGAACUAGGCUUUCGCAGUGCAACCCCAGCUGUGAAGAAAAUUGCAUUUAUCGCUUGGAAAAGUCUUAUUGACAACUUUGCAUUGAAUCCUGAUAUACUCUGCAGUUCAAAGCGAAUAAAACUACUUAUGCAGCCAUUAAGUUCUAUCAAUGUUAGAACUGAGCUUUUGGCUCUCACAAAAGUCGAGGUCUGGUGGUAUCUUCUACUGCGUCUUGGCUCUCAGCUGCCUACUCACUUUGAACAGGUCUGCCUGCCUCUCAUUCAGAGCGCUUUAAGUGUAGACUGCCCUUCAACACCAUUGCGUUCAGGCAACCAGAGUCUGGCGUCUUCAACACCCCUUCAGAAAGGAAGCUUCCCCUUUGGCAGUCCAGCGACCCCAAAAAUAAACUUGAAUUCCAGCCUUCUGGCGACUGUUGCGUUUCCAUCAGUUCACCUCUUGGGCAUUGAGAUGAUGCUCCAUUUCCUCCUGGGUCCAGAGGUUGUUCAGUUUGCUGCUCGGCACAAGCUUGUGCUUAGUCUAGAGCCCCUCCAGCAUCGCCUGAUCAACAGCCCGUCGUUCUUCAGUAAACAUGUGAGCACGCUGCUUGGUGCUGUACAGGAUGGAUUCAUUACCAUAGGAAAAGAUGCUUCAGGAGCUGUCCUUCAUGCUGUGUGGAAGGACAUGAUAGAAUUUGUAAAGGCAUCAAUGGAAACGGGAAGCAAGAAGGAAAGGCAAGGCUCAGAAGUGCUGACGUUUUUGCUGCAAGCUUUGAAAAACAUUAUUGUAUCCAAUGCUCUUCAAGUGGAGAAGUGCCUGUGUCUGCUUGAGUGCACCGUGAAGGGACUACCUCAGAAAGUGCUGGCGUCUGCAGCUUAUCAGGUGGCAAAUAUGGAUCUUCUUAAUGGGACUCCUGCGUUGUUUUUAAUUCAGCUUCAUUUCCACCCUGGGCUUCUGGAACAUGGCGUUUCAGAGGAAAGAUUUUUUAUGAAUUAUGAAACUCUUGUGAGCUACGUCUUCUCGGGUCCAACUUCUCCUUUGGCAUUUAGCGAGUCGGUGCUCCAGGAGCUGAACCAAGGGGCUAAGUUACUUGAGAAUAAAGAGCUGUUGUGGCGUAUGUGGAGUAUAUUAAUUAACCCAUUGACAGAGAGGAUUAAUCAGACAAAUGAAGUCAACCAGGGAGAUGCUCUGGAGCACAAUUUCAGUGCUUUGCACAAUGCCUUGAUGCUGCCCAUUAAUCACAUCUUUCCAGUGGCAGAAAUCCCUCAGCCCACUAUGAAGACUUUGAUGCGGACGUGGUCAGAGCUAUAUAAGGUAUUUUCCCGCUGCGCUGCGCUGGUCACAACCACGGAUGAAAAUGUUUGUUGUGAAGAACUCUGCUCCCGUAUUCUAGUGGGACUUGGAGAUCAGACCUUGGCUUUACCACUUUUGGAAAGACUUGUUCAAGUCAUCACUGUAAUUGUGGAGUGUGUCAACUUCUCUCCAUACAGCACAAAGUACCAGCCUAUAAUAAAAGGUCCUCAAACUCCAACAGACUGGGCUAAGAAGAAGAGAGGACCUCUGGGAAACCUACAUUCAGCGUUGCAGCUACUUGAGAAGUUAAUUGAAGGGUUUCACACAUUGUGCUCUGAUCAGAGCCUUCUGGAAGUCAGCGGCCCGACCUUGACUACUGUCGGCUCUUCCAUCAUAAGUUGCCUUUCUACCUGCCUCAGCCACAUAAGUGUACCGUCAGUCCUCAGAACUGUGUUUUCAUCACUCACAAAGCCCAUCUCUGUAUUCUAUGCUAAAACUAAGUCAGAAUCACCGAAAGUGUACAGUAGCCUCAGCAAUAAGCUGGAUAAACUUCUUGGAGAUGUCCUGUCAUGUCUUGGCUCCCGGUAUACUGGCUCUUAUGACAAUGAACUUCUUGAAGUACUUUCACCUCUUCUUUGUGCCAUAUUUCUUCACAAGAGCAAAGCUUUCAGGAAUCAAGCGACCCAGUUCUGGAAUGGCUCGUUUGCCAAGGCUGCGGUGUUGGUUUAUCCAGAGGAGAUGAAACCGGUGUUAAGCCAAGUUAAGUUCAAAACGCCAAUCCUGUUGCCCGGCUUCACCUGCUCAAAUCCAACUGAAGAAUCAAGUGGAGCAUAUUCUGAUAAUCUGUACAGCUCUGAGCUGGGCACCAAAAUCAGUGGAAUUGAAGUGAAGUCUGCAGGGAAAAGAGACUUCCUACCCGCCAGAGCCGAGGAGCUGAAAGAAAAAGGAACUCCCACUAAAGCUCCACAAGCUAAGUUAAAGCUGGAUUUUUCUUCUCCAAACACAAAAAAGAAACUUCUAGAAGAGGAACAAUCUGUUGACUUUGUGUUUAUCCCCCCUGAAACGAAGGAGCGAGUUCUGACCGAACAUCAGAAAGAAGUUCUUCGUACGAAAAGGGUGGACAUACCCACCAUGUACAACAACUUGGACGCAUCUCAAGACACGACUUUGUUUACACAGUAUACACAGAGCCAGGAAAACUCGCUAGAGAAACCAGUUUUAGAUGACCCAAAAGAAGUUCUUCCUGUAGCAGAGGUAGAAAAAAGUGAAGAAAUUGAAAAAUCUGAAGCUGCAACUAAGGAAGAGAAAAUUUCAAAUGAAGUAAUAAAUGUCGAAAUGUUAGAGGACGAUCCAAAUGAUAACAUACCCGCUAAUGAUUCUUCAGCGUUAAACGCAUCAAAUGAUUGUCAGAAUACAUCAAAUACAAGCAAUGGUUCUGCCUCUUCCGAUAUGGUUUCAGGUACUCCUCCCCCACCUAUCAGCAGAAGGCAAUCCUUCAUCACUCUAGAAAAAUUUGACAAUUUGGAAAUUCGUUCAUUUAGCCCCUUGGCAGACAAAAAGUUUGUAAAGUCAAAAGAAGUUAUUUUAGUUCCAGAUAGCCAAGAAGCUGUGAAUAUAAAGGAAACGAGUGAAAAUCUAGAGAAUGAAAAAACUGCCCAAACUCCUGAAACAAAACACAACCAAACUGACGUUUCCAAAUCCGACUCCAAGAGAGAAACGAGAGCGUCGCGUGCUGCUGAACAAUCGAGGAGCCAAGUAUCUGAAGACGAUGGCAAGGAGUCUUUGAAUGUCCGUGCUAAGAUGGAUGAAAGUAACUUUGUACCAGAUUCUCAACCUUCACAAGUGGAGGAAAAGUCUGCGGAACUUGAGAAAGGAAAAACUGUGGCUGUUAGUAAAGCGGACACCAAGGAAAACACUCCACCCGACACAGACGAAACAGUCAAUCAUCAAAAAACACUUUCAAAUCAGAUUACCUUGAGACGUUCUUCUCGGAGGCAGUCGGAAAUAUUAGAUGCUGUUAAAAAUGAGAAUGAGCCAGAAAAACUAAUCCAAGCAAAAGGAGAGCCAAAAAUAGUCUCCAGAAAGACCAUGCCUACACGAGAGACUGCCAAAAGGCAACAGAGUGAAGCUAUAGUGAAAAGUGAGGGUGAAGAGGACCUGAAUACUUCUAGAAAACAUCAAGAUGAAGCUGAAGAUAGUAGACUAGCAAACAGUUGUGAUAAAGAGGAUCUUCCAGACUCUAAUUCUAGCAAGGACAGUCAAGAGAGAUCAAAAGUGAGAUCCCGUUAUCAGACUCGACGAUCCCUGCAAGCCGUUGUACCGGCUGUGGACAACUCUGAGUCGGAAAAUUCGGAAGCUCUGGAAGGCUCCGUUAGGAAAAGGAGAAGGGGAAGACCAAGAAGCCUUGACAAAUCUCUUAAGUAUGAAAGCUCUCAGGAGUCUCAGACUGACGUAACUUUGAAACACCCUGAAGAUUCCUUUAGUAUCAGAGACCUCGAUAAGUCUGAGUCAGAGAGAGAUGAUAAAACCUAUACAUUAGACUCUGAUUACUCUGCAUCCCAUUUAAAGAUUGUAAAGUCGGAACCAGAUGAACGUGCUCCACUGGACUCUAAAUUGGGUGCAGUAGAGAGCAACAAAACUUAUGACAUUUCUAAAAAUGCUACCGAGGUUUACAGUACCACAGACAGUUUAAUGACUGAACCCACUGCCGGAGACUUCUCCACUGCAGCCUCUGAUGUUUUUCAAAGCUCAAAAAGUGUCCUCCGAUCGCUUGAUUGUCACCAUAAACGAAGUAAGAGAUUUAGACGGUCCAAGAGUAGGGACUGCUGCUCUGAGUCAGCAAGUAAAGAUGCGGAAACCGAAGAACCUGAAAGUAAAAACCAGAAGAUACACAUGUCAUCUACUAUGGAACUUAACGAUACUGUAUUCUCGGGGCCAUGUGCCAUCAGCACACCACUAAUCAAUGAUCAAGUCUUCUUCAAGACUGCUAGCGAGAUCAGAUCUGAUACAGAAUCUGAACAAGAACAGACUACCGCUCCUUUAAGUGACAGCCACAAUGGCACUGAAGUAACACAAGUUUUUGUCGGAACAGAAACUAUUGAAGCCCCUGAAACUUCUUCAGAGAUCAGCGUUGAUGAAACCGUGGUGGCAGGAAGUCCAAAGGAUGCAAAGUCAGAGACUGUGGUGGUGGAGUGCGUGGAAAACGACAGUGAAGAGGAUAAAGAAAUGGAAGUUGAACUGAAUACGGAGACAACCAGCGGCAAAACCUACGAUAUAGAAGUCGGUGAUGUGCCUACAAGUAGUAUCGUUGAUGAAAAGCCUGAGGAGGUGGUCUUGGAAAAUGCUCAGACUGUAAUGGUAGAUGAGGGAGAUGGUCAAGAAAGAAAUGACACUGAGCCUGAAACUGUUGAAGACCAUGAAAUUCAGGAGGUCAAAGCUUGUGAAGUUGCUGAAGAAAGCGUUGAAACUGCUGAGGAGGCUGAAGACAAGAGGACAAUUGCAGCUGAUGAGACCAUUGUUAAUGGUGCAGAAAAUAAUAAUUUGCAUGAAAUGAAUGCUGAGACUAUCUCUGAAAUCAAGAAUGAUACUGGCACUGUUCAAAUGGAUGCUGUCGUAGAUGUAAUACCCGAUGGGGAGAAGGUUGAUGAAAACACACAAGUCACUGAGAAAACGUAUGAAGACCUUGGUGAAGGACGUUCCAACAUAGACUCUCCACCGAAAGUGAAAGGAUUUCCUUCCAUGGUCAUGGCUAAUGACAGCCCAAGUGGAAGUUUCUGUUGGUCUCCAUCUGCAUCUCCUUCUACAAGUAUCUUAAAGAAAGGAUUGAAGAGACAGCAGGAAAUUGAAUCGCCAUCUCCUGUUAACAAGAUUCGGAGAGUAUCAUUUGCUGAUCCCAUAUAUCAAGAAGGGUUGGCGGAUGACAUUGAUCGGCGAAGCCCUGUGAUAAGGAAUAGCUCCUCUCCAUCUUCAAGAAGCCUAAAAAUGUUGACUAACAAUCAGCCAAAGAUUAACACCACUCCAACCAAGGGAUUUGUGUCUCCUGGAGCCCGAGUGCUUGGAUUUAAAAGCUCAAAGAAAAGUUUGAUUUCAGAAAUGACAAAAGAAUCCAUGCCUUCUCCAAAAGAGAGCGUCUACCCAGCCCUGAUGAACUGCACAACUCCUGUAGAUGUCAUAUUGCCCCAGAUUACUUCCAACAUGUGGGCAAGAGGAUUGGGACAACUGAUCCGUGCAAAAAACAUUAAAACUAUCGGUGACCUUAGUACUCUGACCCCCUGUGAAAUAAAAACUCUGCCCAUCCGUUCUCCAAAGAUUUCUACAGUGAAGAAAGCCCUAAGAAUCUACCAUGAGCAGCAGACCAAGUCUAAAGGCUAUGAUGAAUUCGCUGUUCUUGAUGAAUCCGAGAAGCCACUGAAUGGUGUCGAUGAGAAGCCUGGGCCUGCUGAUGAAGAGAAGAUUGAGAGGGAUUUACCAGAGGCAUCGGCUACGACGUCCACUACAGAGACAUCAUCCACUCCAGACAUUUUGGCCCAGAUCGAUGCUCUUUCGGUGAUGUUCACUUCUGAAGAGCUUGGGAAGUAUUCAGGAAGCCAGCUAUUCGAGAUGCAGGAAAAACUUGGAAUGAUCUCCAACUGUGUGUUCAGACAUCUCCAGUCCCGGUGGAGGUCUCCACCUCACGGUGGUUCGGUUUAAGACUCCAGUACUUUCUGUCUCUGAGUCUCUCCUGUUACAGGACCUUUUUUUAUUCCUAUUUCUUAAGAUGGAAUUUUUAUGACACUGAAGUUUUUUUUUCCAUUUUUUAAGAAGACGUCCUGUGAUGUCCCUUCUCCUUGUCUAGAUUUCUUGCUGCUAUAUACAUAGUGCUUUAAGUAGCAGAUUAUUUUUUUCCCCUGACUUUUUAAUAUUGUAUAAGCCAUCUAUAUAUUACUUCGUCUUCACAUGACAAAAUAUGCCAAUACUUGAAACAGUAUUUUUUUAAAAACAAGUUUUGUACAUAUCCCGACUAUUACACAUGAGGUCUUUAUAUUGUCAUAUAAUUUAAUGCUACCUUAAAAUCCACUCUCCCAUCCUCCACUCCAUCCCCAGGCCCAUGAACUAAUGGGCUUUCAGUGAUUUAGAUAGCACUUGCAUAGGUGGUGUGAUUUUUGGGUACUGCAGCUUCACGGUAUACGGGACAUUAUUUUACAUACAUCUACAUAGAGAUGGAGUGUGUCUAAAUCACCACAUAAAUUUUUGCAACUUUUUCUGAUAUUCAGUGCAUCUAAAAUAAAGUAUUUUUGUGGAAAAAAUAUAUUACUGUUUUGUGUAUACAGCUCCUAUACAAUGCUCUCCGUUUCCAUGGUUUCAGACAAAGCGUGCAGCAGUGUUUCAGGCUCUGCUUCUUGAAGGUCACAAUAGCGUUGCAUACUGCUAAAAUAAAAGAAUAAUUGAUCGGAACUGAUCCCAGGUAAAUCCUUUAAAAAGGAACCGGACCUAAUUCUACAUACCUGUAGAAGAGGGGACAGAUGGGAGGAAGAGGCACUGCAGGGGAUCUGCUUGUAUUCUGUAUGCAUGAAAAACCUAUAGAUUUGCAUAGGAGCUGUAUACAUAAAACUUUUUUGUUUUUUUUUAUCAAAAGUCUGGAUACUCUGGAGAUCUAAAAAAAACACAACACACUUACCCUUGAAAUUUUAUGAAGUGGGG